Dentiscutata heterogama is the source of this 241-nucleotide messenger RNA. The record is from the annotation of a GenBank genome assembly. NCBI's taxonomy places the organism in Eukaryota, Fungi, Glomeromycota, Glomeromycetes, Diversisporales, Gigasporaceae.
CAUUUUCAGUACUCAAACCAACACACAGAACACACAAGACUCAGAAAAUCUCCAAAUUGACCAACAAUCACUCUCAACACUACCUACACCAUCUGCUAAGAAAAAUAAAAACUGUACUUCACCCCACAACACAUGCCACAAUCCAUACAAUCAUACAAAAAGUGGGCAAAAUACUAUACUUCUGUUUGCCAAUCACCAACAGUCACAUGACUCCUCACCAGAACAUAGUACUAAUAGUUAA